Molecule: messenger RNA, 4095 nt
Organism: Solanum pennellii
Lineage: Eukaryota; Viridiplantae; Streptophyta; Magnoliopsida; Solanales; Solanaceae
Product: putative late blight resistance protein homolog R1A-3
Exons: 2
Coding region: 245-3916 (1223 amino acids)
Biological process (GO): defense response to other organism
Molecular function (GO): ADP binding
Source: RefSeq, a predicted model, not a curated record
AUAUAAAUUUUUAUCCUUCUCCAAAAACAAUUGUUCAAAAGUGCAAAUGACCAAAUAGGAACCCCACCUAGUGAGACAUUAUUAGUGGGCUUUAUCUUAAUACCUUUACAGCUCUCAACUGAAAAAGAAAAGAUUCUUAUUUACAGCUUUAAUUUUCCUUUUUAGUUUUAUAGCAAAUUAAUUCUCUUUAGAAGUUGAAAGGAAUUUUAUUUUUUUUGAUCUUCUUUGGCUUUGAUUAGUGAGAAUGGAAAGAGGAAAAGAAAAUGAAGGACAAACAAAAGGGGAAGAUAACAAAUCAUUGGUGUCAUCUGUUGUACUCCGCGAGGAUAUUGUCAAUCUUGUAGAAUUCACAGAGAGGUUAAUAUAUUGGCAUGUUCAAACUUCUCUUGAAAUGGAUGAGGAUAUGAUGUUGACAUCUAUGUCGUUAUUUUGUCAUCUUUAUUACUCUUUCUUUUCAGAAAGUUGUAAUGACGAAACGUGUUGCAUAUCAAAUGAGAUUCAUGAUUUUGUUCAGUCACUCAUGUUUCAUUCAAUUAGACAAGACAUGCUGGUUAGUAGAAAGUGUCGUGACCUCUUGGAGAAAAUCAAAAGUUAUAUUAGCUCACAUAGCUAUGCUGAACCAAACAUGACCGAGGAUCGUUUCAUUGAAAUUUUAGAUGCCAUCUUCAUGUUUCUACAACAUCUACACAAGUGUUCUGAGUUGAUUUUCCCAUCAAUAACGACUCCAUCUGAGCUUCUUCAGAAUGUAUUUGGCAAUUUAAGAGAUUUCUGUAGGUUGAAAGUAAAUGGUUGCCUUCAUGAGUAUGAGACGAUCGAAUUUGGCUUACCUCAUCUUCAACUUAUUGUGGAGAGAGUAAGACACUUCUGUUUUACUCUUUUGUAUUGUCAACUGGACAUAUACGAUAAAUUUGAUGCCUCUCUAGUUAACUCCAAUCUAGCUAAUCUACUUAUGGAGGUUAUUCCUGUUUCACUGGAGGUUAUGCACCUAUGUUGUACAAAUUUGGAAGGUUCAAAGUCGGAAGAAGUUGGACGUUUCUUCAAGCAGCUCCCAGAAGCCUCUCAGGACAUUCUUAAGGAAUCUCUGAUUCAUCUACAAGAGCACAUGCUUAAUACUCUUACUCGUAGCGCUUCUACGUGUAACAUUCAUGUCAUGAUAGAGUUCCUACUGAUUAUUCUUACUGAUGCACUCAAGGAUGUUAUUCGUCAUGACAAAUUGCUUGUUCUCUUGGCACGUGUUAUACAACUUGCCAAGGAGAUAUUUGUUUUUCUUCGUAACUUAGAAGAGAACAUGAAUGAAGCAAGUGGUUCAAAUCUAAACUUGCUGGAAAACAUUGAACUCCUGAAGGUUGAUCUCAAGAAUGAUUUCUUAAAAGCUCGUGCAGACUCGUCUCCGCUCCCCUUCCCCAUGAGUGAUGGACCGCUCUUCAUGACUCUUCUGCUCACAGACUUAAAAGACUUGGCCUAUUCCAAUGCUUAUUCAGUUUCUUUGAUAAAAGAAGAAAUUAAGCAGGUGAAACAAGACCUGGAAAUCAUAAGAUCGUUGUUCGGUUAUGCUGAGCAAGAGUUGCAUAAAGAUCUUUGGACUCGUGUUCUAGAUUUGGCACAUGAGGCGCAACAUGCCAUUAACUCAAUUCUUGCCCGAGAUCAUGGUUUAUUGCAGCUUAUCUUCAUACUUCCUGAUACCGUAGAAAAGAUCAAGCUUGUCAAAAAAGAGGUACAAGAAAAGAUCUCCGAGAGCAGCGGUAUUAUUGUUGCAAACGCUCCCAACAAGCCGGUUGAAAGAAACUCAUCGUGUACAGUUGGUAAAAUAAUUGUAGGUUUUGAGGAGGAGACAGAGUGGAUAAUUAGGAAGCUCACCAGCGGACCAGCUGACAUAGAUGUCAUUUCCAUAGUCGGCAUGCCUGGGCUUGGAAAAACUACUUUGGCUUACAGAGUGUAUAAUGAUAAGUCCAUUGUUGAUCAUUUCGACGUUUGUGCUUGGUGCACAGUCGACCAGGAACGUAAUGAGAAAAAGUUGUUGCAGAAAAUUUUCAAUCAAGUUAUUGGAUUGAAAGAAAGAUUCAAUGAGGAUCAUGACGUUGCUGAUAAGCUGCGGAAACGACUAUGUGGACAGCGGUACCUUGUUGUCUUGGAUGACAUGUGGGAUACUGAUACAUUGGAUGAGCUAAUGAGACCUUUUCCUGAAUUUCAUAAAGGAAGCAGAGUGAUUUUAACAAGUCGGAAAAAGGAAAUUGCUUUGCAUGGAAAAUGCCACAGUGAUCCUCUUUAUCUUCGAUUGCUAAAAUCAGAAGAAAGUUGGGAGUUAUUAGAGAAAAGGGUAUUCGGAGGAGAAGGUUGCCCUGAUGAACUAAAGGAUGUUGGAAAAAAGAUAGCUCGAAGGUGUGGUGGGCUUCCUUUAGUAGUUGAUCUAAUCGGUGGAGUCAUUUCGAAAAAGGAAAAGAAAGAGGCUUUGUGGGCUGAAGUUCUGAAUGAUUUGAGUUCCUCUAUUUUUAAGGAUGAAGAGGAAGUUGUGAAGGUUAUACAAUUAAGUUAUGACCAUUUGUCAGAUCACGUAAAGCCGUGUUUGGUUUACCUUGCAACUUAUCCAAAGGACCAAGAUAUAAGGAUCUCUGAGUUGAAUGAUUUGUGGAUUUCUCAAGGACUUGAGAUGAAAAGUGCAGAAGAAGUAGUGGAUGAGUUAAUUUCGAGUAGUUUGGUAAUACCUUUCGAUGAUUCUAUUUUCAAAAUUCAUGAUCUUGUGCAUGACUUUUGUGAUAUAAAAUGUAGAAAGGAAAAGUUGCUUCACUUCAUAGGAGGUUCAAAAGCUCCGUCUUCUUCGGAUCUUAUGCCACGUGGAAUUAUCUUUGAUUAUAAUAAAUAUGUAUAUUUUGCGGUGUUUGAUCCAAGACAGAAGAUUCCCUCUGUUAAACACCUCCUCUCUCUGAAGGACUUUGGCAUGACCAGUGAUUGUCUUUCCUACAAGAGUCACCUAAAACACUUGAGGCUUCUCAAAAGUUUGGAUUUGUGCGGCAUAACAUUGCCAGAAUCUUUGCUGAAUGAAAUCGGUACGCUCGUUCAUUUGAAGUACUUAAGAAUUCAGAUGAAGGCAAAAGUUCUCCCUCCGUCAUUUUCAAACCUCUGUAAUCUAGAAACUCUGAUGGUGAAUAACGGGAAUCAGUCAUGCAUGAUACUCUCACCUUGUUUUUGGAGUCUCGCAGAGCUACGAGUUGUGAAGAUGAUUUGGGGUGCUGUGUUUGAUCCGGUCAUCACUGUGUUAGAUGAGGAUUUAAGGUUAGAAAAUUUGACAACAUUAAGUAAUCUCUACAUUCUCGGUUCAGAAGACACGGAGGAUAUUUUCAAAAGGUUUCCUAAUCUUAAAAACCUUCAAGUCGAUAUCAAAAACCAAAUACCAGAGAAUAUAUGUUUUACAAGAUUGGCUGUCCUUAAUAAACUUGAACUCAUUUUCUCUGGUUCUCCUCGGAAUUCAUUCCCUGAAUAUACACAUGGCUUCCCUUUGAGCUUGAAGAUACUGAAGUUGAAAGGGUUCGCUGUGACAUCCGAUACACUUUCAAGACUACCCAACCUUGAAGAACUAAGUCUAGAAGACGCAAUCAUUGAGGAGGGCAAAGAAUGGAACAUGGAAGAUCAUGUCAUUUUCCAGGAUCUCAAAUAUUUAAAAUUGGUAGCAUUGAAUUUUUCAGAAUGGAAGGUUGAUGCAGAGAAAUCCUUUCCCGUGCUCGAGAAACUAGUUAUAGGUUCAUGUGAUAUGCUUAUGGAGAUCCCAGACAGUUUUGGAGAUAUUGCGUCAUUAAAGUUUAUCAGGGUAUGGUCCAGCCCUCAGCUUAAAGAGUCGUUGUUCAAAAUUAAGGAAUAUGUUGAAGAAAUGACCGGAGAAAACAAGCUUCACGUAGAAUUCUACAGUUGGGGGUCUUAUUAAUGUGAGUAUGACUACGAAUUUUAGAAAUGUUAUGUUAUGUUUUUUCCAAUAUUACACAAUAUAUAUGAUCAGAUGAUAUAUGUAUGUAUGUAUGCCUUCUUCCAAACAUAUUCCUUAAUUAAGUUAUUCUAUGUGUGCUUAUUUUUCGUUAUAACGGAUGAGAUAUUGUAUGUGUGUGA